AUGAAAUUGGUUGAUAUUUUAUUCGUACUGACCGCGGCAGCAACUGCCAAUGCAAUAUUGAUACCGACUGAUAACGAUGGCUCACUUCAUGCAUCAAGCACUUCCAGUCAAGUGUCUGGCCCAACCAGUGAACCUAGUCCAGACACUUUCGAUCAAAAAUGGCAAGACAUAAUGGAUGAGCUUGAUUUAAACAUUUUCAGUCAAGAUCAACAACAACCAAUAGAUCAAUCCAGUCCAGACACUUUCAACCAAGUGUCUGGUUCAGCCAAUGAGCCUAAUUCAGAAAUUCCCGACCAAGACUGGCAAGAUAUAAUGGAUAUAAUUAAUUCAAGCACUUCCAACCAAAAUCAACAACAAUCAAUUGAUGAACUUGAUCCAAGUACUUCCAAUCAAGACCAGCAACAACCAAUUGAUCAACCCAGUCAAAGCACUCCCAAACGAAGUCGAAAACGACCAAUUGAUGAACCCGGUUCAAACAUUUCCAAAUAUGAUCAGAAACAAUCGAUGAAUCAACCCGGUCCGAGUGCUUCCAAACAAGGUCGGAAACAAUCAAUUGAUGAACCCGGUCCAGGCAUUCCCGACAAAAACUGGCAGCGCUUAAUAGAUGAAGUCAAUUCAGACACUUUUGAAGACUGGCGAGAACUGUUUGAUAUAGUUGAUCAAAGUACUUCCAACCAAAACAAACAACAAUCAACGGAUGAACUUGAUCCAAGUAUUUUUGACGAAAACUGGAUAGACCUAUUUGAUAUAGCUGAUUCAAGCACUUCCAACCAAGUUUCUGGUCCAACUAAUGAGCCUAAUCCAGAUAUUUCCAAUCAAACCCAGCAACAACCAAUUGAUGUAGUUGAUCCAGGCACUUACAAUCAAGACCAACACCAACCGACGGACGAGAGCGAGUCAGAUAAUACUGUUCCAAAUCAAGUGACUGGAUUAAGCCAAAGAUAUCAAAAAACCUUUGAUGGUAUAAAUCGAAGACUUGUAACAUCUAAAGUAAUACGAAAGAAAAAAUACAAAGAAUAUCAUGAAUAUAUAGCUCUUGGAUUGAAACAACGGUUAGCAUUGUCAAGCGAAGAAACGUCUGAAUUAGGGUACAGCCCAAAAACUGAAAUACGAUUGAAACAUGAGCAUUUAGUGGCAAGGAAAAAAGUAAACAGUAUCAGACAACAAUUAAGAAAGUUUGUGAAAAAGCGUGGUUUAGAAUUUCAAGAGCCGGACUCAGAUUCAGAUUGA
Messenger RNA from Batrachochytrium dendrobatidis JAM81, 1230 nucleotides. RefSeq lists its product as uncharacterized. The transcript has a single exon. The record is from RefSeq and is a predicted model, not a curated record. NCBI's taxonomy places the organism in Eukaryota, Fungi, Chytridiomycota, Chytridiomycetes, Rhizophydiales. The coding region runs from base 1 to 1230 and encodes 409 amino acids.